Xiphias gladius (swordfish) is the source of this 1971-nucleotide messenger RNA. It is a transcript of the gene cdc37, whose product is annotated as cell division cycle 37 homolog (S. cerevisiae). Gene Ontology annotation, molecular function: protein-folding chaperone binding; protein kinase binding; heat shock protein binding. NCBI's taxonomy places the organism in Eukaryota, Metazoa, Chordata, Actinopteri, Istiophoriformes, Xiphiidae. The coding region runs from base 584 to 1576 and encodes 330 amino acids. Gene Ontology annotation, biological process: protein stabilization; protein folding. The transcript has 8 exons. Gene Ontology annotation, cellular component: cytoplasm. The record is from RefSeq and is a predicted model, not a curated record.
GCACCGGAGCGGGCGUCGACUACAGCGUCUGGGAUCACAUCGACGUGUCCGACGACGAAGACGUCGCCAGUCCGCACGUCGACACGCCGAGCUUGUUCAGAAUGAGACACCGGGUCAGCAGUGAAAGUUGUCGUAGCCGUGAAGUUUGGAGUCUUGUACCGGGUUAGUUUUAGCGGUAGAAGUGACUUUUUAGCGACAGACCGGUGAUCGGAUCAGCCCGCACGGGCAGAGUUUGACCGGCAGGUGUGACACGAAAAUCUGCGACCGGUCAGAUCCCGUGUCUUAAAGGAUCUGCUGGCUAAAGACCGGCAGGGAAAGUUUAUUUAUAAAGCCCUUUUUUUUCUCUCUCUCUCUCUUAAACGGACGGGAUUUACGAAAAGGAAAAAGAAGGGAGACGAGAGAGAACCAGCAGAGCAAAGGGUGCAGCCCAUAGCGUGAAAGCCAUAAAAUCAAGAAAACGCUAGAAAAAGUCCCGAAAGAUUGACAGUAUUGACAGCAGCUCUACCAGUGGCCACCGGCUUCUGCCGGUACAGCUGUAGAUAUCGUGACCGUACCUCAAAACCAUGCGGCACGGUUGGAGAAAAUGGCUGAAUUUCAGCAGAGGGGGGAAGAUCUGGAGAGCAACUUUGCUGAAUGCAAGAGGCUAUUGGAGGAAGCCCGGGGACAACUCAGAGAGCUGGAAAAAGGAAGGAAGGAGGGAGAGGAGGACGUGGAGAGAGAGGCUGAGCUGAACAGAGUCCAGGCAGAAGUGAGAAAACUGAAGAAGGAUGAAAAGGCGUUUGUGAAAAUGAUCGAGGAACACCGGCGAGAAGAAAAGAAGCUGCCCUGGAAUGUCGACACUAUCAGCAAAGAGGGUUUCAGCAAGAGUGUACUCAACAUCGAGCCUGUAACCAAGGAGGAAACGGAGGAGGCAAAGCUGCAGAGGCACAAGACCUUUGUGGAGAAGUAUGCAAAGGAAAUCAAACACUUUGGUAUGUUGCGGCGUUGGGACGACAGUCGGAAGUAUCUGUCAGACAACCCACAUUUGGUGUGUGAAGAGACGGCUAACUGCCUUGCUGUCAUCUGUGUUGACCUUGAGAUAGACGAGAAACACGCACUGAUGGAGCAGGUAGCCCACCAGGCCAUCGUCAUGCAGUUCGUCCUGGAUUUGGCUCGGACACUGAAGGUGGACCCAAGAGGCUGCUUCAGACAAUUCUUCUCCAAGAUCAAGACUGCAGACAAGCCAUACCAGCAGGCAUUCGACCACGAGCUGCAGUCGCUGAAGGAGCGGGUCCGCAGCUGCGCACGGAUUCGCAUGGAGAGCGCCAUGAAGGAGCUGGAGGAGGAGCAGAGGCAGGGGAGACUGGGCCCAGGUGGUCUGGACCCCGUAGAGGUCUAUGAAUCACUGCCUAAGGAAAUACAAAGGAGCUUUGACGAGAAGAACAUUCAGAUGCUUCAGGAGGCUAUCAACAAGCUGGACCCUGAGGAAGGAAAAUACCACCUGAAGAGGUGUAUCGACUCUGGUUUGUGGGUACCAGAUUCAGGAGAGGGUGACGAUGAAGAGGAUGAAGAGGACGAGGAAGAGGAAGAGGGUUAAUAAGGGAAGGAAGAAGCUAAACGAAUGGCAAAAGGCAGAGGGAUAAUGUUUCGGGAGGCAUCAGUUGAACUGAUGCACCUGUUCUCUCCCUCCAUUUUGACCCACAUCAUCACUUUUAGACAACCUUCCUUUCUGUGUCCUGUGUAAUUUGUUUGUGGCAGCUUUGUUUGCAAAUGUCUCAGUUGACUUAACUUGACUUUAAGUAAUGUUUCAUACAUGCAGCGUAAUGUACAUUGUAGUACAUGGUUAUAGCAUUUCCUAGGUAAUAUUAAGUCUAUCCACAUCAAAAUGUGUAAUUUAUACAUGUUUUAAAAUAUAGGAAUAUCUAAUGUGCAUGUGGACUAAACCAUCGUGUGAUUUUAAAGAUAAAAUAGCUACAGCUAUUUGCAGCCUAG